AUGGACAGCUGUGAUGAAUAUGAAAAUGAAAGUGAGAAGUCAGAAGAUGAAUUUGCAUUUGAAUCAGACCAUUUAGCCUUAAGAGGAAACAAAGACUACUGCAAGUUACUCAAAUACAUAGUUAAAUUAGAAGCACAAAAGACACAAGCUCUAAAAGACAUAGAAACUUUAGCUGAAUCUCAGAAUAAAGCCUUGGAUGACCCUUUGACGUUUAUUGAUGAUCUCAGAUCCGGAAACAUUCAAUUUCCUGCUCAUCAAACUAUCUCUGAUUUGCCCAAUAUAAACUGGAAUGAGUAUGGAAUAGAUGUUACAGACACAAUAGGUGCUAGUGAGUCAAAACAAUGUAAGGAAGAAUUAGAUUCUAGUUUCAAAGUUAGAGGGCGGAAGUUCACAGACAAUAAACCAGAGACGUUCAAUCAGUUAUGGUCAUGUGAAGAGCAAAAAAGAUUAGAGGAAUUGUUAGAAAUUUAUCCUGAAGAGCCUAUUGAAGCGAGAAGGUAUAAAAAAAUAGCACAAGCCCUUGGCACAAGGACCCCAAUACAAGUUAUGAGCAGGAUUCAAAAGUAUUUCGCUAAGUUAGCGAAAGCAGGUCUGCCCAUUCCAGGCAGAGCACCCAAAGGUGUUGGACGAGAUAAAAACAAGUCUAUAUUUUAUAAGAAAUCUACAUUUUUUCCUCAAUUGCAUGUUCCUGUAAAUAUGGAGGACUCUUGUGACAGUGGGGAAGGACACGACAAUAUGUCCUCUUUAGAAACUAAAAAUGAUGGUAAAUACAUGUUGGAACUAUUGAAAUUAGCUAAAGAACAGAGAGUUUUAGAUGAAACCACACCAGUUUAUCAAACUAAGACCAUGUGUGUUGGUUGUCAAAAAAUGGGUUUUUUAGGAGCAAGGUGGACAGACAAUUCGGGUACUGACUAUUGCACAGACUGCGUGGUGAGAUUAUUACCUGCUGAAAGACUUAUUCCAGUGAGACAUUUAACUUGAUGCAAUAAAAUGCUCAGCUUA
Molecule: messenger RNA, 1002 nt
Organism: Bombyx mori (domestic silkworm)
Lineage: Eukaryota; Metazoa; Arthropoda; Insecta; Lepidoptera; Bombycidae
Gene: Atac1
Product: ZZ-type zinc finger-containing protein 3
Exons: 1
Coding region: 1-981 (326 amino acids)
Source: RefSeq, a predicted model, not a curated record